Molecule: messenger RNA, 2304 nt
Organism: Labrus mixtus (cuckoo wrasse)
Lineage: Eukaryota; Metazoa; Chordata; Actinopteri; Labriformes; Labridae
Gene: dusp1
Product: dual specificity phosphatase 1
Exons: 4
Coding region: 305-1396 (363 amino acids)
Biological process (GO): protein dephosphorylation; endoderm formation; negative regulation of p38MAPK cascade
Cellular component (GO): cytoplasm; nucleus
Molecular function (GO): MAP kinase tyrosine/serine/threonine phosphatase activity; protein tyrosine/threonine phosphatase activity
Source: RefSeq, a predicted model, not a curated record
CCUCAAAGCGCUCAGAGGUAGAAACCGCUCACUAAAAAGUGGAGGAUAUAAAACUUCAAAGAAGAAACAAAAAUACCGGAUACGUUCAAGGGGUGAGCCGGGCCUGCUUCAAAAGUCUAAAAGUUUUGUUUUUUUAGGCUACUUGUUUGUGUUUCUUUUUUUUUUCCCGACCAAACAAGCCAACCGGAACAAAGGACUCGACGCUUCAAAUUCUGUCACUUUGGGAUAAGAGUUGUUUUUUUUGGUAAUAGGCCUACAUAUUAAACCUCAGGUCCUCUACCGUACAAGCUUCUGCCGUCCUACUAUGGUCAUAAUGGAGGUCCCGACCAUCGACUGUGCGUCCCUCCGUGGCUCGUUGGGGGAUGACGUCCUGAGCUGCCUGGUGCUGGACUGCCGCUCAUUCCUGUCCUUUAACUCGUCACACAUAUCGGGCUCCACCAAUGUGCGCUUUAGCACCAUAGUCCGCAGGAGAGCCAGGGGAGGUCUAGGACUUGAGCACAUUGUCCCCAACGAGGACACGAGAAACAGGCUCCUUUCUGGGGAGUACGAGUGUGUGGUUUUGCUUGACGACCGCAGUUUGGACUUAAGCCAGGCGAAGAAGGACGGGACCUUGAUGCUUGCUGUCACGGCCCUGUGUCGCGACCCAUGUGGAGCAAGAGUCUUUAUUCUGAAAGGUGGUUUUGACGCAUUUUCCAUAGAGUAUCCAGAGAUGUGUACCAAACCUUCCCCUCCACAGGGGCUCAGUUUGCCCCUGAGCUCCAGCCAUCCUGGGAGCGCAGACCCCAGCUGCAGUCCGUGUAAUACUCCUCUAUAUGACCAGGGGGGUCCUGUAGAGAUCUUGCCGUUCCUUUACCUUGGCAGUGCCUACCACGCUUCAAGAAAAGACAUGCUGGAGAUGCUAGGUAUCACAGCUUUAAUCAACGUCUCCGCAAACUGCCCCAACCACUUUGAGGACUCCUUCCUCUACAAGAGCAUCCCCGUCGAGGACAACCACAAAGCCGAUAUCAGCUCCUGGUUCAACGAAGCGAUUGAGUUCAUUGAUUCUGUUAGAAAUAAAGGCGGCCGAGUGUUUGUGCACUGUCAAGCCGGCAUCUCCCGCUCUGCCACCAUUUGCCUCGCCUACCUCAUGCGGACAAAUCGAGUGAAGCUGGACGAGGCGUUUGAGUUUGUAAAGCAGCGUCGCAGUAUCAUCUCCCCAAACUUCAGCUUCAUGGGUCAGCUCCUACAGUUUGAGUCUCAGGUUCUGGCCUCGUCGACCUGCUCCUCAGAGGCGGGAAGCCCGGCCAUCGGCAACAGCGGCACCGUCUUCAAUUUCCCCGUCUCCAUCCCCGUACACACCUCAGCUGGUCAGCUCGCAUUCCUCCACAGCCCCAUCACAACCUCGCCCAGCUGCUGAGGAAGGACCAGGAAGAAAAGACAAUUAUUUGAACUUCAAAUAUAACAAAACAUGGUUCUGAUUAUAAUCCUAUUCAUUGUGAUACUGGUAUCACUGGACAGGAAGGGGGCUAUUGUUUGGGGUCAUUUCAUCUGACUCUGCUGGUCAAAGCUGUGUAUGUUGGCCUCAUCAUUUCAAAGGGAGAUUUGAAGCUAUACCAUCAGGCAGUAUUCUUGUUUAAUCUCCGAAAUGGGAAAUUCUUCCACACAUGUACCCUACAUGACAUUGGGAAUGGCUGAAAAGGGAGUUGAGCUUAUCCCUAUUGAGGAAGUUAGAAGUAUUUGAAUAUUUUUUUUAUUUAAAUGACUGAUUUUUUUGUUUUUUUUUUCAUGAAGGCAACUUCAGCUUUUGAUAAUCACAAUCAUUUUGAAGUAAACAAAGAGCAGAGGGCUAACAGUUGUCUCAGGAAAGUUGACUUGUCCCCUUAAAUGUCUGCUUAGCGUUUUGUAGUGGUUAAAGAAAGCAAGCUAUGGCAUAAAAGUUGCUUCUUUAUGUUGCGAACAAUGAAUGUAUCCUCCUGUUUUCAGAACAGAUGUGGCAGAGAUCUUCAUGUUCACUUUGAAAGUGGUAUGGGUUGCCAAAUCAAAUGCAAAAACCUGCCUUUCAAGACAUCAUGAAUCCUUGACGAUCCUGACGCUUUGGGGAAACGGACCAUUAAAUACCUCAUGUUUCUGUACUGUGUGCUGCAGCGCUGAGACAACAGAACCCCACAACUACUAAAAAGAGGGGACUCGAAGUCUGCAGCAGUUGCGUUCUGACAUAUUUAUUGAACUAAAGUAAUAUAUUUCUUUAUCAUAUCUAUUUUUGCAUAAUGUUUGUUGAAUGUUGUUUUUAUACCGUUGAAUAAAUCUCAAUUUGACUUUCAUAAA